CUUACAAAAAUUCAUUAAUCAUAUACCUAAUUAUCUCCCUUAUCUCUUGUUUUUUCUUGCUCAAGAUCACAACAACAACUUAACGGUAAUACAAAAAUCAAAACUACAAAAUGUUUUCUUCCACCUUCCACCACUAAUCAUACAUUAAUCUUUAGUUAAUCUUCCCAUUUAUAUACCUAAAAAUUUAAGAAAAUAAAAUAAAAAAUAUAUAUUUCAUCUCUUUCUCUUUCUCUUCCAUCAAGCAAAGCUCUCUCAUAAAAGAAUCAAUCUUUCAAAAAGAGAGAAUCAAAUUUUUUUUUUGGGUAAUUGUGCUUUUUUGUUUUCUCUUUCUCUAGAUCUGUUCUCAGAGAGAGAGAGAGAGAUAUAAAGAAUGGGUUUUUAUGAAGGAGCCUCUGUUCAUCCAAGAAACCCAGAAACCACAAACUCAGUGAACAUACCAAUUCUCACUUCUUCUUCAUCAGAUCUUGAAGCAGACAACAACAAUGACAAGAAAGGAAUCAAAACCCUUUUGAAAAAUAUGAUCUUUGAUCUGGGUUUAGCUUGUUUCCUUCCUCCUGUAACCUCAACUGAAAACUCCAGUAGCAAUAACAAUGGAGGAAGCGGUGGCGGAGGCGGUGGUGGUGGUGGUGGUGGAGAGAAUAACAAAGCUUGGCUUUUGGCGGAAACAGCACCGGAGAAUAUGAAUCCUGAUCCACACUCUGUUCACUCAUCGUUUAGGUUCAGUCUUUGUUCACAGAUUGAGCUAGAGAAGCUGAAAGGUGAAGCUCCGUCGUUGUCUGCUUCGUCUUCUUGUCGGAAUCUAUCUGUUUCCGGUGGUUCCACGACUGUUCUGAUGGUUAAUUUGGAGAAUGGUGUUACUGAGACUACUGGUAACUCUACUGAUGAUUUGAGAUGGACUAGAGCUAGGUCUCUUGAGAAGAGUAUCUCUCCGGUUGCUAAUACUUUGGUUCGGUUUAGCUACGGUGAAAUCGUUGCAGCCACUCGUAAUUUCUCUAAAGGGAGAGUGUUGGGAAGAGGAGCUUGUAGCUAUGUAUUCAGAGGCAAAAUCGGGAUGUGGCGAACGGCUUUAGCAAUCAAGAGACUUGAUAAAGAAGACAAAGAGUCUCCUAAAUCGUUUUGUAGAGAGUUGAUGAUUGCAAGUUCUCUUCAUAGUUCCAACAUUGUGCCUCUUCUUGGAUUUUGUAUUGAUCCUGAAGAAGGUUUAUUCUUGGUUUACAAGUAUGUCUCUGGUGGUAGUCUUGAACAUUAUUUACAUGAUAAGAAGAAGAAGAAAGGUAUUAAGGCUGCUUUUAAUUUACCUUGGUCAGCAAGGUACAAGGUCGCGUUAGGUAUCGCUGAUGCCAUUGCUUAUUUGCAUAAUGGAACAGAACAAUGUGUUGUUCAUAGAGAUAUCAAACCUUCCAAUAUUCUUCUUUCUUCAAAGAAAAUACCAAAGUUGUGUGAUUUCGGGUUAGCUACUUGGACCGCUGCACCGUCAGUUCCUUUUCUCUGCAAAACCGUGAAAGGCACAUUCGGCUAUUUGGCUCCUGAGUAUUUCCAGCAUGGUAAGAUAUCUGGCAAGACCGAUGUUUACGCCUUUGGGGUUGUGUUGCUAGAGCUAAUAACUGGCCGCAAACCAAUCGAAGCUAGAAGAACAUCUGGUCAAGAAAACUUAGUUGUUUGGGCAAAACCGUUAAUGCAUAGAGGGAUGGAAGCAAUAGAGGAGCUGCUUGAUCCAACACUAAAAUGCACAAGGAAAAACUCGGUUCAGAUGGAGCGGAUGAUCCGUGCUGCAGCGGCGUGUGUGAUAAAUGAAGAGUCCCGAAGACCCGGUAUGGAAGAGAUUGUCUCAAUCUUGAAAGGGGAAGAAGAAGGACAAGAGCCAAAAACACAUUCAAGCAGGAAAAACACAAACAUUGCUGGUAUGAUCGACACUUAUACACAGCUGCAACAAACUAAAUCCGAGAUGAAAUGUCAUCUUGAUCUUGCGAUGCUCGGAGUAACCGAGCUUGAAGACGAUGAUCAUGUGUACGAUCGAUGAAAAGAUAUCAAAAAGAGAUUGGAUUAAAAGUGUGUAAAUAGGUUAUUUAUGAAAAAGUUUGAAACAGAGUUCUUUAGUUUGUGAAUCAGUGACUUGUUGUGUGUAGUGUGUACAUUGGUUUCGUUUUUUGUUUUUGUUUUCACUGUGGAAAAAACCGGUUUAGGUUUUUAUUUUCCGGUUUGGUUUUCUGAUUUCAAUAUUUUUGAGCUUUUUUGAGAAACCCAUUAAAAUUGAGAAAAUUGUUAUUUAUUUGAUAACUGAAUGAUAAGUGUGUUUGUUUGUUUUGA
This is a messenger RNA of Capsella rubella, 2307 nucleotides long. RefSeq names its product probable serine/threonine-protein kinase PBL7. The transcript is spliced from 6 exons. NCBI's taxonomy places the organism in Eukaryota, Viridiplantae, Streptophyta, Magnoliopsida, Brassicales, Brassicaceae. Bases 371 to 2020 code for a protein of 549 amino acids. Gene Ontology annotation, biological process: protein phosphorylation. Gene Ontology annotation, molecular function: protein kinase activity; ATP binding. The record is from RefSeq and is a predicted model, not a curated record.